Molecule: messenger RNA, 5505 nt
Organism: Linum trigynum
Lineage: Eukaryota; Viridiplantae; Streptophyta; Magnoliopsida; Malpighiales; Linaceae
Source: the annotation of a GenBank genome assembly
AGCCGACAGAGGUCUCCCCCUGCCCAUUCAACACGCUGAACUACUUGAACUAUUCAUCUUAAUUAAGUGUUUGUUAUUCUUCGAGAAGAUAGAGAAGCUGGCGGGUAUCAAAUUGUUCUUUCAGUUAACCCUUCAUACGUUUUAAGCUAAGUCAAGUCGUCUCACAAGUGGAGAGAAGAAGAGAUCAAGGUGGGUAUCAAAUUGUUCUUGUUCCCCAAGGGCUAUAAAUCCACCACACAUCAAACAGUUUAGCAUCACUUCAAGCUCAAACCCCAAAUACUUACCUUCAAAGAAAUCCAUAGUGAGUGGCCAUGGAGCCCAAAUCAUCAUCCUCAUUCGCACUAGCCCUUUGCCUCCUCCUUCUCCCACUACUUUCCCACGCUCACGGCCAUCACAACUCAACAUCACCACCAUCUCCAUCUCCAUUUGCCUUUCUCCAGCACCUCAAAGGCUGCCACAGGGGCGACAAGCUCAAAGACAUCCCCAAGCUCAAAUCCUACCUCCACAAGUUCGGAUACCUCGACUACACCAACCAAACCUCCCCUUCCAACCACUCCAACGACCGCUACUUCGACCACCGCCUCGAGAAAGCCCUCAAGACUUACCAGGCCAACUACCACCUCAACGCCACGGGGGCUCUCGACUCCGCCACCGUGGCCUCGAUGAUGUCCCCGCGCUGUGGCGUGGCUGACAUCAUCAACGGGACCAACUACAUGCAGAACCGACGACGCGGUCACAGCCACAGGCUGCACGCGGUGGCUCACUUCUCUUUCUUUGAAGGGAGGCCCAGGUGGAGAGCCUCGAAGACGAGGCUCUCCUACUUCAUCCUCCCGGGGACCCCAGACGCAGCGGUGGGCCCAAUAUCGCGUGCUUUCCAGACCUGGGCUGAGAACACGCGAUUUGAGUUUCAGAGGACUGGAGGGGACCCCGGGAGUACCGUGGACAUCACGGUGGGGUUCCACCGUAGGGCCCACGGGGACGGGGCGGAUUUCGACGGAGAAGGUGGCGUGUUGGCUCACGCGUUUGCGCCGGAGAACGGGAGGUUUCACUACGACGGGGACGAGAGGUGGGGGAUCAGGAACCCUGGGGCGUUUGACUUGGAGACGGUGGCGUUGCAUGAGAUCGGACAUCUCUUGGGGCUCGGCCACAGCGACGUCCGGGAGGCGGUUAUGUUCUCCGGUAUCGGUGUUGGUGAGGUUAAGGGUUUGCAUGGGGAUGAUAUUGAAGGGAUUAGGGUUUUAUAUAGCGGGUAGCUAAUUAAAUGUAGUAACCGAUCUUAUUAUGAUCGAAUCUUAAAAUAUAUUAAAGCAGUUUAGAAAAUCAACCCUCUCCACGUCAGCCUCGCUGGCUUCUCCGCUCUUCUCGGUAAUUACUGAAUUUUCAUUUUCUUUUAAUGUUUCCCUCUUCCGAACGGUUUCUUUUGAUCUUUUUGUUCUUUUCUUUUAAUUUUGUUUCUCUUCUCCGUUUGCUAACUGCCAAUUAUUUGGACAAGGCUUCUUUCCUUUUAAGAAUUCUGCUUCCACAGUGCUUUUCUUUGUUUUUUUUUGUCCCUUUCUUUUGGUUCCGUGAGAGAUGAGAGAGAGAUUGUAGGAUAAUUUAUUAAUAUUUUUUAUGAUAAUUAGUUAAUCAUAAUUAUAAUUAUUUACUCAUUCAAAUAAUAAUAAUAUGUUUUCUAAAUUAUUCUAAUAAAUAUUUGUGUUACCGAGUACCGAGUGAACUUUCUACAAAACUUCGCAUAUCCACAAAAGUCAAAGAACCUUUCCAUCCCCUCAAAAUUUUCUUUCAUGCACAUAAUCUCGCUCAUUCUCAACACUUGACAAUUUUUUUAUAACAUCAUUUUUAUUUAAAGACUCAAUCUAACUUUCUUCGAGAUUUCUAAUCUACCGCAUCAGUUGGAUUUUCAAUUGCUAGAUGUCUGUUGUUAAAUAACUCUUAACUCUAGACGGUAGGAUUAAACAUCGUAUGCAAUUCCAUAAAUUGACUAAAGUAUAAGUUGCAAGAUAACAUGAUAUGCCCACCAUAUUUUUCUUUGAAUCAUCAUUAAGAUGAAUGCACAUUCUACUAUUUACUGAAAAACGAUGCAUGUUUUCUCUCUUUUUUAGGUAUCUCAAGGAGGUGAGUUUUGUGUUCUAAUUUAAUAAGAGAUAUUAAAACUUUUGAUGAAUCUAUUUGACUUUUUUAUAGAUUAUCUAUGUGAUUUUAGAAAAUUUGUUACUUUAAUAAAGAGAUUAUACAUAUACAUAAUAAACGAAAAAGCUACCUGCCCAAAGGGCAGGGGUUGAAGCUAGUAAUUAAUAUAGUUAUACAAAUAUAUGUUGAGGGUAAUACGCUGGGUCUGGGAUAUACUCUUAUAAAUAAAUGGUUUCGUACGUAGAAGAUGUGUCUAUAUAUACGUGCAAAAUCAAGAGGAAAAGGAUGGUGUUACUUAUUAUCACUCUAUUUAGCAGUGAUUUUCUAUAGCUUUUUUGGAUGUAUUUACUGGAUAUCAUAUCAUUUGUCAGCAUGACAUAUGAAACUAUGAAUUGAUUAAGCAUAAUGUUGAUUGCUUUUGUAUUAAUUCAUAAUUUAUUUGCACUUAAAUUAAUAUAGUAAAAGAAUGAGCAUAUAUACAAGAUUUAUACUUGAACCUCUUAUAAUUACCGAUAUAAGAUUUAUGAUUUUGGGCUAUCAAUCAUACACCAUAGUCUCAUAUACACCUAACAAUAAUAAUAAAAUAUUUUUUAAUAUGAAAGGCUCAAACUACUCCUUACAAGAAACUUACAAUUCCGACUAUGGAAAUUAUUGGAGAAGUUCAACGGGAAAAAUUCUUAUCCAUGAGAAAAGAAGUUGUCUUUUCUUCUGACUACUCUCAAGGUGAAUUAUGUGAUAAGUAGUCCACAUCUAUAAGGUACAAUUUGACAAACCAUGAUUGCUACCUAGCUUGGCUAAUUGAUGACGUAAGGUAUUCGAAGGCUCUUAAUACGUUAAUUUCUCUAAUAAAUGUCUAGUGUUUAAAGUCCCUAAAUCAACUAAUUGAGAAAACCAAAUCUCAAAUUCAAUCUUAGGUCGUUAAUUAGUUUAUCUCGUCAUUUUGAACUUACAUACAACUAAUUAAAUAGGUGGUUGAGCAUCACUACUACAGUCCGGUUCACCAAUUCCGCCACCUUCUUCAACAAUACUGGGAGGUUAUAAAAUCUCCCAUAUUUACCGGGAAUGGAAAAAAAUAACCCCCCGCUGAUUUCUUAAUAAAGGUCAUCAUGUAAACUCCGCCUUCUCUUUGUUUAAUCCUUUCGAUCCAAGACUUAGAUUUUGGAUCAUGUAUUACUCUAUGGAACAUUGCUCAAUCCCGAUUAAUAUAAGGUGCAAGCAAGGACACCAUUUAUGCGUCAUGUGUUUACCAAAAAUAUAAAAAUAAAUGUGUAUUAAUUAAUAAUUAUGACCAUCUUUUUUAUUUUCAUUAAUUGUUUUAUUACUCGAUCACUGAGUGGUACUAUAAUGAAGUUCAAUUGACGGUCCGAUCGAGUAAUAUCGAGCAUUUAUGGCUACCUUACAUCUGUAUAUUACUAGUUUAAUAUAUUAUCUUAUUUUAACUACCGUAUUAUAUAUGUAUGCCAUCUGUUAAAUUACAUUAUAGUACCAAAAGUUUCAUGCCACCGACUUGUUAGACCGGUACGAUUUGACAAACCAUAAUUGCUAUACCUAGCUAGUUAGCUAGCUUUUGUACGUAAGGUAAUUGAGGAAUGAGAUCAUCAUAUGGAUAGAUGUAUUUAUGUUUAGGGUUUGGAGCGGAGGAUUGCUAGCUGGAUGUAUUUAAGUAAAACCUGAGUGAUCAAUCUCGAGUCCUAGCUACAAGUCGUAUUGGAAUUUGUCCAACUCUUGCAUGCGGAAGUACUCUAGAGUCAAUGUGGGGACCUUCAAUACGAGAUUCAAAAUCAAAAUUUCUACAACACAAAGUUCUUGAUCAAGUUCAAUUGUGUCGGAAUAUAUAUGAUCAGAGUUAUUCAUAUUUGCAGAUUUUGAUACCAUGUUAGAAGACAUGAUAUGAAAAAACAAUAACCAAAGAAGACGAUCUAACCCAAUUUUCCUGACGUCAUGCAUAUACCGGAACUAGUGGUCGACACAAAGCCUAUAAAUUCUUUUCUUAUUUUCAUGAGCUACUCGAAUUGCAGUCUACUAUUCAUCUACACAAGAUAUCGUGUAUCACUUGGGACCAUCUUAUUACUAUCAUAUCAUGAUGAUAUGAUAAAUCUGAUAAUAAUAAUAAUAAUACUAUAAUCAAGAUGUAUUUUGAAGAGAUAUUUUUUUUUCUUCUGAAAAUACAACAAAAUGAAUAUUAUUGUGUAGAUCAUAAUAAAUGCUUUAUUCCUAUGCAAAAUAUUAUAAGUUUUGAAAAAAAAUGACUAUUAUAGGAUCUGAUUAAGAAAAAUAGUUAUAAAGGGUGGAUGAUGGGGUUUGCAGUGGAUUUAUAGUAAUGGAUUUUGUACACUAUCUCUUCCCUUCAAAUUCCAUAUUUUGGUUUGUUAGUUCCUUAAUUUUAAAUUAGAUUAAUUAAAUUAUUCAAUAUUAAUGAUACUUUAUGAUAAAAAAAUGAAUAUUUGUCCGCAAAAUUAUAACUUUUUUAAUGCUCUUAAGUUAUUAAAAAUAUUAUAUUGAACUUAAUUUGAAAAAAAAUAUUUUGUGUUGUUAGAAUAACAGAAAAAUAAUAGUUUUUUAAAACAAAAUAUUUUGAUUAUUCAUAUUAUUAUCUUUUACAGCAAAAAAAUUCAUAACCGUGGAUAUCCGUCUGAAUCCGACCUAAUCGAGUAGGGUAAAAUUCGUAACCGUGCAUAGUUUCCAUGAUGAGCUCCGGCAGCUGCUACCGGCUUCGUUACGUUUUCCGGCGAUGACGUGAUUUGUGCCAGUAUUGUUGCGAAAAUAAUUAUCAGGAUGGUCGUCUGUGGGACAGCUUUGACAAUAUCCGUACUGACUACAGCAACGUCCUUGGUCGCACGUAAACAGGUCGUCGUCACAAAUAUGACCAGAUACUUCGAAUGCUGCCGCCAUGGUGAUGAGUAAUUAAGGAGAUGGCCACCACCGACAAUAUUAUAGUGGCUGCUGCUUGGUGAAUCGCCUUAGCCUUGUUCAUGAUUUUGAUUUGUGUUUAAUUUCGAACAAGAAGAAGGAGAAUUUAUAGACCACAGCCAUGAAAGGCUUAUGGCUAUAAGGCGGCCGGCAUCCACGAUCUCCGGCGAUCGGGAUGCCCUAGCUAGUUUUGAUACUGGCCUCCCUUCAUCCGUAGGUGCGGCGAAUUGGGACAUUGAGUUGAUGUAGUAACUCGCCGGGGUCUAGCCGGCCAUAGUUUUCCACAGAGGAAUCUUUAGUUUCUUAAUUUGUCCUUGCGUUUAAUUGCAUGUGCGGACUUAGUUUGGACGUGUUAUACACUCUCAGUCUCAUGCAUGCAAGCCACACACUUACGCAUCGCCUAGUUGCAGUAGAACGUACCAUAUAUAUGGGACGACCAUUCUUUGAUAAAUGUAAAAGACCGUU